This is a messenger RNA of Rasamsonia emersonii CBS 393.64, 951 nucleotides long. RefSeq lists its product as uncharacterized. Gene Ontology annotation, cellular component: nucleus; cytoplasm. Lineage: Eukaryota; Fungi; Ascomycota; Eurotiomycetes; Eurotiales; Trichocomaceae. The record is from RefSeq and is a predicted model, not a curated record. The transcript is spliced from 2 exons. The coding region runs from base 1 to 951 and encodes 316 amino acids.
AUGCCCAAGAUAUUGUGCCUCCAUGGGCACGGCACGAGCGCGUCGAUCUUCAAAUCGCAAACGGCGGCCUUCCGUGCAAAGCUCGACAAGAGUUACGUGUUCGACUUUGUCGACGCACCUUUCGCCAGCAAGCCGGCACCCGGCAUUGACGCCAUCUACAAGAAGGAGAAGACGUACACAUGGUGGCCGCAAGCAACACCGGAGGCCAUCCGCGCGGCGCACCUGUGGGUGGCCGAGUACGCGCGCGAGCACGGCCCGUACGAUGCCGUGUGUUGUUUCUCCCAGGGAUGCUCGCUGGCGUCGACAAUGGCGUUGUACCGGGCGAUCGGCUCGCCGGCAAACAGAGGCCGACCUGGGACCGAGGCCGAGGAAGAGACGCUGCCCUUCCGGGCAGCCAUCUUCAUCUGCGGCGGCGUGCCGCUGUCGGCGCUCGAAGACAUGGGGCUCGAGGUGCCGCCGCGCGCCUACGAGAUCAGCCAGCGUACAGGCCAGCUGUUGAACAGCACCGCCGGGCGCCUGACAGAGCUGGCAGCCAACCUGAAGCUGAUCAGGCCCGGCGUCGGCCUUUGGGACGGCAAUUUGCACGACGGCCGGCUGGUGCACGAUCCCAGUGUCAGGCCGGACCCCAGCGACGUCUUCGGCCUCGACUUCACCCGCUUCCACGCCCGCGCGCGCAUCACAAUCCCCACGGUGCAUAUCUACGGUUCCAAGGACCCUAGAUGGCCCGCCAGUAUUCAGCUGGCCGAGUUCUGCGAUGACAAGAUGGAGUACGACCACGGCGGCGGUCAUGAUAUCCCGCGCUCGACAGAGGUGUCGAACCGCAUCGCGGACAUGAUCCGGCAGGUCAUGGCCCGAAUCCAACGACCCGCAGAGAGAUUAGAGCCUGCAAGCCAUGUGGUAUUGAAGCAAUCUGUCGAUGUGCGUACCGGUCAGCCGGCCGUUAGUGUCUAG